AUGGGAGCCGAAAACAGCCUUAUUCACAGACGCAACGUUAAUAUAAUACAACCAUCGGAACCUGAAAAUUUAGAAUUAGGUGAAUCUAGAGCUAAUGCUCCUACAGUUCCAGUUUACGAUAAUGCUGAUGCAUCUCGUCAAAGAAACUCGCCUGCAACAACUGCAACGGAAAUUUCUGGCAAGCCACGUUCAAAGAUAACCAACCAUCAACCUAUUCCAUCACACCAACUUCUUCAGAAUCAGCGGUAUAUUAUUGGCGAAGUGGAGAGAUCUCAUGUGGUACCGCACAUGCAACUACGACGACAAGCAAGAGAAAUUAGGGAUAAUGAGGAUGAGGAAACAAUUCCAAACAAUUAUCGUCAAUUGUCAACAGAUGAUUAUGUAAUGCCCGUUAUUUGGUUGGAUAACGAAGUUCGUGAUUCAGAGGAAAAUCUAAAGAUGCAAGAUGAAUUAAACGUUGUAACACCAUCACUAAAAGUAUUCAACAACAUUGAAGACUGUGAAGACUAUAUUCGAAAAUUAGCCACUACUGAUAAAGUGAUUUUGAUCGUAGCUGGGAGUGUUGGCAGUAUUCUUGUCCCAUCUGUUUAUGAUUCAGAACAGAUAGAUGUUAUUUACAUUUAUACUGUAGCAGGAAAAGAUAAAAGAUCUGAUACUAUUGGCAUUAUCCAACUAGAAUUAUGCAGUGAAGAAGACCCAGAACUGCGCAAAAUUAUCUCGCAUUGGACAAAACAAAUUGAAACUAGAACUAAUGAAGCUUCAUUGGGUUGGUUAAUCAUGCAAACAGGUCAUUUAGAUAAAGCCGCAAAGUUUUAUGAAACAUUGUGGAAUCGAUUACCACAUAAUGAUCCUUUGAUCGUAGAUUGUUACUAUGGUUUGGGUAAUUGUAAUCAAAAUGCUGGAUAUUAUAAUGAAGCCAUUUUCUACCAUACUGAAGCAUUUAAGGCUGCAGAGGAAGUACGCAAUGGUGAAAAAUGGUUUGCCAAAGGUUACAGUUCAUUAGCAGAUGACUACUUUCUUAAUAAUGAAAUGGAAAAAGCACUUGAAUUAUAUCAAAAAGCAUUACCGAUUUACACAUCCAAAUAUGGUGAAAAACAUCCAGAUACUGUAAAGUGUCAUACGAAUCUCGGUAAAGCUCAUGAGAAAAUGGGAGAAUAUAAAUUGGCAGAAGAGUCAUAUCAAACUGCAUUUAAACUGACUAAGUCUUCUGGAUCGAAAAAAGAUCCAUUUGAUCUUGCUACAUCAUCAAUCAACUUGG
Molecule: messenger RNA, 1258 nt
Organism: Rotaria sordida
Lineage: Eukaryota; Metazoa; Rotifera; Eurotatoria; Philodinida; Philodinidae
Source: the annotation of a GenBank genome assembly